AUGGAUGAAUUAGAAGAUGACAGGACAGUCCAAGUAAAUGGUACAAACAUGGACGAAACGAUAACUAUGGUUGUGGAUGACAAUGCUGGUCUCAAUGAGGAACCAUUGCACACUGAAAGUUCUCAAGUUGUAACCGUUAUUGGUAGCAUCGGUAGUGAAGCAGUCUUGGAUGAAAUGAAAACUGGUGAGCAAAGUGAGGUUAAAGGGAUGGAAGAGGGACUGACAUCAGAAGAACAACAAGGAAUUAAUAAGCUAAACGCUACGGAAACAAUGGAGCAAGCUGUCGCGAAGGUCGAGGCUGAAGAUGACCUCGACCGUAAUGAAAUCAAUGAAGCAGGAAUUGAGGAAGAAAAACCAGUACAGAUGAUGGGAGAAGAAGCAGUAGAAGAGCAAGUAGUUGAGGAUAGAACUGAAGACCAGGUACCUGACAUAACUGGUACGGAUAACGCAGACGUGAUGGCUACUUCGAUGGAUAGUAUUGAAGAACUUCCAACCAGCGAAGAGCAAGUCGUAGAAAUAUCGGCACUUGCAGAACAAGAAGUCAAACCAUCAAUCGAAUCAGAAACUAGUAGUAUGGUACUUGCUCCCUCUACGGAGGCAGAGGCACUAUCAGAGGAAGAAAGAUCAGCUAUAGAUCCUGAAUUUGAAGCACGUCAAGAAGUUAAUGAAACUGAAGCAGUGCAAGAAAAAGAAGAAGCACUCGCAGAAGAGGUAACAGCUGUUGAUGCUGAAGCAUCUAAAGAAGGCGACGAAACUAAGGAGUUGCCAACAGAACAGAAUUCAGCUGUUUCCGAAGCAAAACCUAAGAAACUAGAAAUUGAAGACGUGGGAGAAGCUCAAUUAGAAGUGGGACAAGCUGAGCAGGAACUAAAGCAUACGGAACCUCUCGGAAUUACUGAAGUUAUACAAGAGGUUAUCAUGGAGCAGAGCUUGGCUACGAAUGAAUCUGAAGCCGUUGUAGACGAAAUGUCAGGAGCAGGAGCAGAAGAGACAAAAAAAGAAGACCUCGAUAACGAACGAAAUGAGUCCGAUAAUAUAGAACUUUUGAACGAAGAGCAGCAGUCUAAAGUUUCGGAUAACGAAGCGGAAGGCAACAGUUUUGCAUCAGCUCUACCACCGGAAGAAAAAUCAGAAACGAUCCACAGCUCUCGUACAUCAAGCUUAAAAUUCGAAGAAGCAAAUGAUGGACCGAUGGUGACGCCACUAAUUGCAAAUCAGGAGUUUAAUUUCGAUGAGGAGAAACCCUUUUCUAAAAAAUCUAUCACUGAGGAUAAGGUUUUGUCAAGAAAAUCUACUAUCGAAGGAAAAAGUCCUUCACGUAAAACAUCAGCAAUGGGGGAAGAACUACCUUCAAGAAAAGUCUCGACCGUGGAAGGAAAAGUUCUAUCUCGAGAAACAUCCGUUACUGAAGAUGAGAAACCUCAGUCUAGAAAAACUUCAGAAGUUAAGGAAAAGAAGGUGUCAUCAAGAAAAUCAUCAACAGUUCAAGAAGCGAAAACACUAUCUAGAAAAACAUCAGAAACCGAAGAAAAAGUUUCAUCGCGGAAAACAUCAGCUGUCGAGGAAGAAAAAGUCGCCUCCAGGAAAUCAUCCGCAACGCAGGAAAGAGUUCCCACUCGAAAAAUAUCCUUAGAGAUGGAAGAAAAAGCCCCGUCACGGAAGACUUCAAAAAUGACGAGUGUCGAAGAGGAAAAUAGUGAAGUAAAGGAAUUAAGCCCUGAGCCAGCAGGAGCGCCACAAUCAGUUAGAGCGGAAAAGACAAAAAUAGCCAAUACUGAAGUAACUGAAUCAAAAGUUGAAUCUAAGCUUGAACCGAUCGCAGAGCCUGGACCAGGUACCAAGAAAGCUGUAAUUGAAGUAGGAGAAGCUGAAACUAUUGCCGAAGUACCAACUGAAGGAUUGAAUGAUGAGGUUCCCUUUGAAGACGCUACUGCAGAAGAUGUCAAAGAUGAUGUGAAAAGAGUAUCUGAGGCGGAAAAAGAGAAUGAAGCUGCGAAAUAUAAUGCCGUUGAUGAACGAGAAUCUCCUCCACCAACCAGACAAAUCAUUUCAUCUCCUCCACGCAUGCGUUCACCAUCACCGAGUAGAAAACGUCAGGAGCGAUCACCAUCACCUGUGACACGAGAGGCAAGUCGCGGAAGUACAUGCAGGUCAUAUGAUCAAGACACACAUCGACAAAGAGGUCCUCCUCCGCGUAUGCCAAGUUAUUUAUCAUUUUCAUCUUACACUCCAGUCGAGAAAGCAGCGUACUCACCAAUCAGUCCAUGGGUACAAAAUGCCGCGCAAAAAUAUCGGAACGAUUACACUGCCGUUUCAACUUAUAAGCUUCCAUCUAUGUAUACUUCGAUAUUUGAUGAUAUUGUCAGUUCGGGUCCAUUUUCAAGCAGUUUAUACUCAGCUAAUCGUCUUCUUGAACGUUCGCGUAGUCGUUCUCGAGAGUUAAGAAAUGCGCUCCGUUCAAAACGUUCAACCAGCAAUUAUUACCGUUAUACUUCGAAUUAUGCGACACCACCACUUCGAACUCGUGACUAUUCGACACCACCGUUGUCAUCUGUAGGGCGAUCUUCAUCACGUUCUGGCUCAUUUAUUUCCUUCAUGGAAUAUAACAGACAGAAACAAUAUGAACUUGCAAGAAGCUCAAGUCGCUUGUCAACUCUUGGUGGAUUAAGCCGAGCAAGUUCACGUUCGAAUGUCGAUAUGUUCUACGACACAGAACGUUUAUCGCGAGUGGAUAGCUAUGUACGCGAUUUGAAUCGUAACGUAGAAUACGUGUUCCCAAGUACUUACGAUAAGUAUCGUUCACCGUCACGAGCUUAUUUGCCGCAAGAAUAUACUCCUGUCAAUGGAUACAGGGCAUACAACAGUCCGUUACGCCAUUCAGUUCUUUAUACUAAUCCAUACAUCUAUAACCCGAUAUCAGUGUCUCACAACUUGUACGAGAACAGAAUUGCCGAAUUACAAAGGAGUUUAUCUCGUGAAAGACUUGCCAGGGAAAGGAUGAAAGCCAAAUACAAAACCCUGUCGGAUAAACUGGAUCAAGCUUGUAGACAGAUGGAUCUGCUUCGCACCAGUUCUUCUUCAUCGAUCCGUGGUGGCAUGGGAACCUAUUCUGUCUACACUCACAACUAUCCGUAUUUUUGA
Molecule: messenger RNA, 3141 nt
Organism: Loa loa (African eye worm)
Lineage: Eukaryota; Metazoa; Nematoda; Chromadorea; Rhabditida; Onchocercidae
Exons: 19
Coding region: 1-3141 (1046 amino acids)
Source: RefSeq, a predicted model, not a curated record